This is a messenger RNA of Cryptococcus wingfieldii CBS 7118, 2949 nucleotides long. RefSeq lists its product as hypothetical. Gene Ontology annotation, molecular function: zinc ion binding; transcription cis-regulatory region binding; DNA-binding transcription factor activity, RNA polymerase II-specific. Gene Ontology annotation, biological process: DNA-templated transcription; regulation of DNA-templated transcription. NCBI's taxonomy places the organism in Eukaryota, Fungi, Basidiomycota, Tremellomycetes, Tremellales, Cryptococcaceae. Gene Ontology annotation, cellular component: nucleus. The transcript has 14 exons. The coding region runs from base 1 to 2949 and encodes 982 amino acids. The record is from RefSeq and is a predicted model, not a curated record.
AUGGAGUCAUAUUCCCAAGACUACUCCAAAUACCGCUCAUACGACCACCUCACACCCCUCGGCCAGCGCCAGAACUCGUACAAAACCAGCGGGGGCAGCGCCAGCUUUGAACCCCCGGGAUCCGUCAGCUUGGGGAGUAUCGAGCUGCCAUUUGCCGCCAGCACGAGCCGCAGAGCAGAGAACAUGUACGGCCGGGGAGAGGCUUAUGGGUGGUCGCUGGGAGAGAAAGGGGUGCCAUCAAAGAGCGACCGGCCAUGGGAGCGCGACUCGCCGAGGAAUGGGAAAGACGAGUCGGAGCCAGCGGAGGAGGAUGACAGUGAUCACGAGACCAAGCCGGAGGUGGUCCUUCCCUCAUCGGGGCCUACUGCUAAGAGAGGUAGUAAAGCGUGUGUUGCUUGCCGAAAAGGAAAGAAUCGCUGUGAAUGGGAUCCGUCUGCCAAAAAGACAACCUGUCGGCGAUGUAUGCUGAACGGCACAAAGUGUGUUUUCGAAAAGGCUUCAGAAAAGUCUCGAGGAAAGAGUGCGACCGUGGUAGAGCUUCAGGGAGAAGCUGAUGAUCGUGUCCGGUCUCUGGAGAAUGCUGUGCAAGCUCUUACCGAUAGCCACAAUCAGAUGCAAACAGCUCUUCACCACGUAUUCAAACUCAUCCCUCAACUUUCAUCCAACGGUCCUUCUCCGGGUAUGGCGCCUUCCACAAUAUUCACCUCUCCCAUCUCUCCGCCUCAAAUCUGGCCGCCAGCUGGUCCCCGACUUGUCUCCAACGAACGCAAUAACGUCCCGGGAAGACCAAAGUCGCCUCAAAACAUAGCUUCCGGGAGAAAGGGAUCAGUCAGCGUCAAGAAGGACAAGGAGGACUUCCCUCCUCUACCAGGCUAUGCCGCACCUUCUAGCCACCGUUUUGGCACUUAUGGUAUCAUCCCAAUCCCUUCCGCGGCUCCAUCAGCACACCACUCCCCUUCCUCUUCCCGCUCAUCUUCAUCUUCUCGCUCACCCAAAGAGUACCCUAGCGCCCUCCCACACGAAAGCCUCACAGCUCCUAUCCAGGCGCUCGAAGCGCUCGCCAACGCAGCUGAUCAAGCGGCCACUUUGGAAGGGGGCAAGGAGAAGCGCGGUGAAGGGUCUAGUGACGAGGAUCAUACUUUGCGAGCGAAAGGGAAGGGAAAUCUCAGGGACGAGGUGGGAGAAGAGAGGGGGAGGAGCAAGAAGAGGAAGCGCGUGGCGAUAGAUGUGACGGAGAAGAAUGUUCAUUCGCGGUUGAUGAAGAAGACGAGGCCGGACCCGACGCCGAGAAAUCCGUUCCCGGACGUCAUCACAAAGGGCUUGGUCUCGGAGACGGAAGCUCGAGAGCUUUGGGACGUAUUCUUCUCGGGCUGCCAUUACUUUCUUCCAAUCUUUGACAAGUCCUACGAUACGUUCGAAACCUUUGUCGACCGUACGCCAUUCUCCACGAACGGCCUCUUCGCUGUCGCCGCCAAGAUCCGCGCUGGCAACGGCCCACCGGGGCAAACAUUCGAAAGCUGCCUCGCUGAAGGGCAAGGGAUAGCUAGGAGUACUCUGUUCGGGCCAGUGGUGAGGAAAGAGGCGGUUUUGGCGCUGGUCAUUCUGAGUGUAUGGAGUCAGAAUGGGUGGCUGCCUUGUGGACAUGCGCUGAGAGCGGGGCUGGAUAUGAAUCUUCAUCGUGCCCUUGAUCGCUUGGCUAUCAAAGAUGAAGAGCGGUCCGAAUUUGAAGAACGCGAUCUUGUGGUGUCUGCGAGGAUAUGGCUGAAUUGCUAUAUGCACGACCAUCUCGUCAGCUUGGGGAAUGGAAAACCGCUGAUGUUGAGAGACGACUCUUCGGUGCAACGGGCUAGAGAGCUUAUAUCCCACCCAAUGGCUUCGGAGACGGACAUGAAGCUGGUCGCCAGCGUCGAGCUCGUCAAUCUGAGAAUCAAAAUCCUCGAACAUCUUACCCCCCUCCACGGCAAAGUCGACACCUCCACCAUAACAUUCGUCAAAUCUUCCUUCACCUCUCUGCGCUCUUGGUACGACGAAUGGUACAACUUUCACAAGCAGCGCGGGUACGACGACGAGUGCGUCCUCAUCAAACUUAUGGAAACGGAGCGCGUCUAUGCAGAGAUGUGGACGGUAUGUGUAGCGCUGAGAGGAUGUGCGUGGGAUAAGCUUUCGAAGGAACAGCAGGAUCUGGCGUUCUAUGCCAGGGAUUCGGCUUGGAGAUGUUUGGAGAUCUUUUUACGGGUGGACAACUUUAGAAAGCAUCUAAAGUAUGCGACGCACGAGCAUUUAGUCUCAGUAGCGUUCGCCGCCGUCUUUUUGCUCAAAGUCGCCAUCCUAUACCCCACAUCGCUCUCCCGACCCCUUCUCAUCUCCCAAGUCACUGAACUCGCCCACCUCCUCUCGAAUGAAUGCUACGCCGAGCGAUACGCCCUCACCCUCCGCCUCAUGCUCGCCAACUUUCGCCGUUCGACUGGCGCUCUAUCGACUGUUCCAGGUUCUCCUCGCUUGGCCGGAAGUGCGUCCGCAGCGCAUGUUCAAGGCUUUGGCGGUCUGGCAAUGAGCACACUGAGUGAAUUGGACGGAGGUCUGAACAGUUUUUUGGAGUUACCAGCUGGUACAAUGGGUCAAAAUGGCAAUGGAUUGGACGGCGUAUCCGGCAUGGGUCAGGAUGUAAAUGGGGCGGCGGUAGGCAUGGGUAUGGAGGGUGAUGCGGGUAUCUGGAAUAUGAAUAGCUUGGAUGGGUUCGACUGGUCGAUUGAGCUUAGCCCGAGUUUUAUUCCAGUGUGGCUGCAGGAUGGCAAUACAACCGACUUGGGUCUACCUGCAGAUGGCUCCGACUCUCUGUUUCUUCCUCCCGAACUCGCCAACAUGUUCUUACCGGCAAAUAAUCAGCAAAAUCACAUGUACCAGUUCUCUAUGCCAGAUUCGGGGAAUGUGGGCGCUGAGGCUUGGUGA